Messenger RNA from Cucurbita pepo subsp. pepo (vegetable marrow), 3261 nucleotides. RefSeq lists its product as uncharacterized. Gene Ontology annotation, biological process: chloroplast-nucleus signaling pathway; mitochondria-nucleus signaling pathway. Gene Ontology annotation, molecular function: protein binding. The record is from RefSeq and is a predicted model, not a curated record. NCBI's taxonomy places the organism in Eukaryota, Viridiplantae, Streptophyta, Magnoliopsida, Cucurbitales, Cucurbitaceae. Gene Ontology annotation, cellular component: chloroplast.
CCCAACGCCGGGGCCUCCACGUUCUUCCCCGCCCGCCCUCUCCUCCCUCUCUGCCUCCGAUCUCAUAGCUUUUUCCUCCAUCCUUAACAAUCCUGUUCAACUUUCUUGAUUGAUUUAAGCUUUUCAAUCCAUUCUUCGUUAACUUCUAAUCUGUAACCUUUGUUCUUCAAUGCAUUUGACUAGAUUUAAAAUCAAUAAGACAGUUCCUGUGUUGUUUCCCUUCUCGCGCCGGUUGGCUUGUGUGUUAUCGACCCAACCGCAUAAAGAACACCACCAGGAGCCGCCAUGGCAGCUCCAGGAUCAGUUGUUAUAUUCGGUAUCUUCUAUUCUCUCUAAUUCGUCUCUGGACUCUUCUAAAUGUAGAGCUCUGUUGCCUCAUUUGUCUCCUCUUGAGUUUGAUCGGAUGUUCUUCUCCGUUGGAUUGAAAGCCAAUCCCAAAACUUGUCUUAACUUCUUCUACUUUGCUUCUGACUCUUUCAAAUUUCGGUUUACCAUUCGUUCUUAUUGUAUAUUAGUUCUUUUGCUUAUCAAUUCCAAGUUUUUACCCCCCGCGAGAUUGCUUCUGAUUCGUUUGAUAGAUGGGAAGCUCCCGGUGUUGAAUUUCGAUUUGAAUAAGCUUCACAUUGAGAUAGCUAAUGCAUUGUUAGGUUUAACUUCAGUUGUUGGGCGGUUUGAAUGGACACAGGCUUUUGAUUUGUUGAUACAUGUAUACAGCACACAAUUCAGGAAUCUUGGAUUUGGUUGCGCUGUUGAUGCGUUUUAUUUGUUUGCUCAGAAGGGAAUUUUUCCGUCAUUGAAAACUUGCAAUUUUUUAUUGAGCUCUUUGGUGAAGGAUAACGAACUUGAAAAAUGUUGUGAAGUAUUUGAAGUGAUGUCCCGUGGUGUUCGUCCAGAUGUUUUCUUGUUUACGAAUGUAAUAAACGCUCUGUGCAAGGGAGGGAAGAUGGAAAAUGCCAUUGAGUUAUUCUUGAAAAUGGAGAAGUCAGGUAUUUCUCCUAAUGUUGUUACUUAUAAUAGUAUUAUUCAUGGUUUUUGCCAGAAUGGGAGAUUAGAUGAUGCCUUCAAGCUCAAGGAGAAGAUGAUCAUAGAAGGGGUAAAGCCAAGUCUUAUAACUUAUAGUGUGCUUAUUAAUGGUUUGACAAAACUCGAAAAAUUUGACGAAGCAAAUCACGUUUUAAAUGAAAUGGUAGACACGGGUUUUGUUCCGAAUGCAGUUGUGUACAAUACUUUAAUUGAUGGAUACUGCAAAAUGGGCAAUAUCAAUGAAGCUCUUAAGAUUAGAGAUGUGAUGAUAUCCAAAAAUAUAACUCAUACUUCAGUUACUUUAUAUUCUCUCAUGAUAGGGUUUUGCAAGAGUAAUCAAAUCGAGCGAGCGGAGAAUUCUCUAGAGGAGAUAUUAUCUCAAGGGCUAUCUAUAAACCGUGUUACUUGUUAUUCGGUUAUCCACUGGUUAUGUACAGAGUCGAGAUUCGAUUCUGCAUUGCGAUUUACCAUGGUGAUGUUAUCAAAGAACUUCAGGCCUAGUGAUCAUCUGUUGACCAUAUUGGUAUGUGGACUCUGUAAGGAUGGUAAACAUUUAGACGCAACUGAGCUUUGGUUUAGGUUAUUGGAGAAAGGCUCUCCAGCGAAUACAGCGACCUCUAACGCUCUAAUACAUGGACUUUGUGGAGCUGGUAAUUUGCAGGAGGCUGUGAGAAUACUCAAGGAGAUGUUGGAGAGGGGUUUUCCAUUGGAUCGGAUCACAUACAAUACACUCAUUUUAGGUUAUUGCAAAGCGGGAAAAGUCGAGGAAUGCUUUAGACUUAAAGACGAGAUGACUAAGCUAGGCAUUGAACCAGACAUCUACACUUGCAAUUUGCUAUUGCAUGGACUGUGUAAUGCAGGAAAAUUGGAUGGUGCUAUUAAGCUUUGGGAUGAAUUCAAAGCUAAUGGAUUGGUUUCUAAUGUUUACACUUAUGGGGUAAUGAUGGAUGGUUAUUGUAAAGCUAACAGAAUGGAAGAUGUUGAAGAAUUAUUCAAUGAGAUGGUCACUAAGAAAAUGGAGCUAAGUACCAUUGUCUAUAAUAUAUUAAUCAGAGCAAACUGUCAUAGCGGAAAUGUUGUUGCAGCUUUGCAAGUUCGUGAUGAUAUGAAAAGUAAGGGAAUGUUUCCAACUUGUUCCACGUAUUCAUCUCUAAUACACGGUAUGUGCAACGUUGGCCGUGUUGAAGAAGCGAAACAGCUUAUCGAUGAAAUGAGAGGGGAGGGAUUGUUGACGAAUGUUGUUUGUUAUACUGCGUUAAUUGGCGGUUAUUGUAAGCUAGGGCGAAUGGAUAUUGCUGAAUCUACUUUGCUUGAAAUGAUCUCUUUUAACAUACGACCUAAUAAAUUUACGUACACGGUCAUGAUUGACGGGUACUGUAAAUUAGGGAAUAUGGAAGAAGCUAAUAAGCUUCUGAGCAAGAUGAAAGAAAGUGGAAUCGUCCCAGAUGUUGUUACUUACAAUACCUUGACUAAUGGAUUAUACAAGGGGAAGGACAUGGAUGAAGCUUAUAAAAUCUGUGAUCAAAUGUCCACGGCUCGAUUAUCUUUAGAUGAAAUUACUUACACUACUCUCGUACACGGUUGGAAUCGACCUACAAUUGCUAGCCAAGACUGAUCAAAUUUUUACAGAGGUUUCUCAUUACCUCAUUAAAUUCUGUUGAUAAUGUGAUUAUUGCUUCACGUUCAACUGAUCUGAAAUUUCUACCUCUGUUCUAUCAUUGAUUUUUAUUUCAUCAGUGACAAGAUCCAUCGGUAUCGUUUUCUUUAUUCAUUCGGAAAUAUCGGAGGCUAUCCGCCUUCUCUCAUCCAAACGAAAUAGCCAAAAAUGGAAGAGACGUCUUUAGUGUCUGCAGAUCAGGAAAUGCUUAGCUGCCUAUUGAAAUAGUGCGUCGAUAACAUAAGGCGAUCAGUUGAGAUCCUCACCGAUAGAAAAAGAUGGCAGUUUGUUUAAUGAUAGAGUGUCAUAGCAUCUCCGACCCAAACCCAGUGAUGAAAAUUGGUAAACAUAUUAGAUCUCGGGAAAAUGUCGUAUUUGAGAGUUGUUCAUAAGAACUGCUUCUAUGCACAGAUUGGAAUGGAAAGCAGAAAUGGCUCUCAUCUGCAUGAACGUCCCCACCUCCAUCAGGAAUGCUCUCGAGGAUCUUCUCGUGGCCUUUUGGAUAAUAAACUCCAGUUUGUCCAUUGAGCAUCCAUGUGGCUACCUCAUCCCUCACAUGGUGAGAUCCCACAUUGAUUGGG